CCUGAAGGAAUGAUGAAAACGAUUUUAGAAGCAUGGAAUAAAGUUGUUAUGUUUACAGACAAUUUACACUCGGCUGUGGACAAAACUAGUCACAGACUAAACGGAUUUUGGAACGAGCUAAUCGAAAAACUAAGAGAAGAAGAUAACGUUCAUCUGAGGUACGCCACCGUUGUGACUGGCGGCAUUGUUGGUGGAAUAUUAGCAAGGCGCGGAGGAAAGUUCAAAAAAACCCUUUACGGCUCCUUAGGUGCUUUGUCUGCAUCUGCCGUGUGUUAUCCAGAAAAAGCUAAAACUACUUUCAAAUUUGUCAGACACAAUGUCAUUGUGGCUUACCAUCUAAUUAACGGGUAUAGUUUAGAUGAAUACUAUGAAAAGAAAAGAAUGAAAGAAAUGGGUAUCGAUUAUGAUGAUAUGGCAAUUACAGAUGUAGAGCUCAAUAAUCUAGCUCAAAAACUAAAUAAAGACUCAUACUUCGAAGAAUGCAUUAAUUCGGUUGCCAGCAAAGAAGUAUUAAACAAAAGAAAAAAUAUAGGAAUUAUAUACGAGAAGAAAACUGUGUCACGAGAUGCCAAAAACCAAUAGAAACACAAUCAAAUACAAGUAUAUCAAAUUUAAGUAUACUAAC
This is a messenger RNA of Adelges cooleyi (spruce gall adelgid), 625 nucleotides long. RefSeq lists its product as uncharacterized. Gene Ontology annotation, cellular component: MICOS complex. The record is from RefSeq and is a predicted model, not a curated record. Lineage: Eukaryota; Metazoa; Arthropoda; Insecta; Hemiptera; Adelgidae. The coding region runs from base 10 to 582 and encodes 190 amino acids. The transcript is spliced from 4 exons. Gene Ontology annotation, biological process: cristae formation.